Messenger RNA from Heterobilharzia americana, 1215 nucleotides. NCBI's taxonomy places the organism in Eukaryota, Metazoa, Platyhelminthes, Trematoda, Strigeidida, Schistosomatidae. The record is from the annotation of a GenBank genome assembly.
AUGCAUCGUUUAUUAUACAAUCAUACGUACACGGCUAUAUUAGAGGAAUGCUACACUCAUCGUGAAUUUAAUCUUGGUAGUUACAUUUUUUCAAUUAUUCUAGGUAUUUUUGGUAUAUUAUUAAUUGUAUUCAAUACAUGUAUAUCAAUUAUAUGGAUAAUUUAUAUUAUUGGAUGGAAAACUACAAAAGUAUCAUAUGAUCAUAAUGUUCACACUGAAGGUAUUCUACAUCUUACAGUAGACUUACCGAUUAAAAACAGUAAUACUAAUAAUAUUGUUACUGCUACUACUACUACUACUACUACUACUACUAUUGUUCCUGAUUGUAUGACACACAAUACUAUCAAUCGUAACUUUUAUAAACCAGUAUGGCCAAAAUGUUCUCUGCGUAUUUCUACACAGAUAUAUAUAUUUUCUAUUAUAAUAUGUGAUCUAGUUGGACAUAUGAGUUCUGUUUUACGAUUCACUGUUCUAUCAAUGACUGGUAAAGAUUUACGCUUAUUAUUCGGUGAAUCAAUGUGUCGUAUUCAAUUAUAUUUAUCUUUUUCAUCAACAAGUAUAUCAGGUUGGCAAUUUGUUUUUCUUUGCUUUGAAAGAUGUUAUAUAUUAAGUAGGCCAAAAUCGAAUUAUACACUUACACCAAAAAUAUAUUGGUCUGCUAUGAUGUUAACAAUUUUCACAUUAAUAACAACAUUUAUUGUUGAUGCUUAUGUUUUUUUACCUAAUGAAAAUGUAUGCAAAAUGUAUUAUUAUAAUCCAGUUUUAUUAACUAUUAAAGUUGUCUAUACAUUAUUAUUACCAGCUAUGAUGAUAAUUAUUUCAUCAGUAAUACUAUUAGUAUUUUUAAUUAAAAUGAAAAUACAUAUAAGAAAUAUAAACUUAUCAGGUAGAUGUUGUAAUAAUCAUAAUCGAUUAAAUAUUAAGGAACGUAUAUUGGUAGCGAAAAGAAUGUUUAUUAUUGCUAUAUGCCAUUUAAUAUUACAGACUAUAACAGUAGUUUUUGUUAAAACUGUUGAAAAAUAUUGUUGUUAUUAUACAUCAGAGAAAAUUUUAGAAAUAACUGAUUAUAUGUAUAUAUUAUUAAAUCUAUUAAGAUGGUCUACUCAUUCACUAAGAUCAUUUUUACUCAUUACCGGUUCUUCUAUUAUAAAUCAUGAUGUAAAACUUAUCUUAAAUAUUUUUAAGAUAAAUAUUAAAAGUUUUUUGAAUAUAUAA